GUCUAUUGAGAUGGCAGGAUAUCACACAAUUACCCUGUUUGUACCCGCCCCCGCCGCGGCGUGGCUUGCCCAUUUCUACGGUCUGCUCACGAAGGUCGCUGAUCGCUACGAUCUUAUUGACGUGCCGGAUGGGGAUUGGCACGGCUGGCGUACUAUCAUGUACUUCAGCACUCACCAUCACGACAUGAUGGACGUGUACAUAUGCUAUGGCACACCCCGAGACUUUUUAACGAGCUACCGUCACGCUCGUGGCUAUCAUCGUCUGGGUUACAUGUCGAUAUAUUCCAUGCUCCACUUCCACUAUGGCAUAUUCCGGAAGGGGCACACCGAGGUCUUGGCCUAUAGCGAGGACAUGCACGACGACCGUGUAUCGGAUCUUUACGUGCGCGUUCCUGCCAUUGCCGCUGACCUUUACGCUGUCGCCCCCAGCGACUGCUCUAUCGAGCGCGUUUGGGAGAACGACCUGCGCUUUGUACGGCCGACGGACAUGUCGCGCGUCCUCUAUCACAUGCCGUCGCUCCAGGACUUCACGAUGCCCAUGCUACAGCCCCGCGUCCUCAACCCUAUCGUUGAAGACUAUCAGGUGCAGCACUUGCAAGCCGUUGUCUCCGAGGAGCCAUACGAGCGCAUCUUCCGCUUCGCGUCCUAUGUCCGCACGCACUAUUACAACACGGACCACGUCGAUGGAGGGACUAUUACCAGUCCCAGCGGGCAGCAGAGAGAUACGCUGCUCAACAUCUGCGAGCGGCUGCACGGCGCUAUCUCCACGGAG
This is a messenger RNA of Prorocentrum cordatum, 772 nucleotides long. NCBI's taxonomy places the organism in Eukaryota, Dinophyceae, Prorocentrales, Prorocentraceae. The record is from the annotation of a GenBank genome assembly.